AUGGCACACGUCGGAACCCUGAAGAGGUUUGUGGAAGGCAAGGGCUUCGGCUUCAUCGAGAACUCGGAUGGCUCAGGGGAUGUCUUCGUGCACUUCUCACAGCUCACGAAUGGCGGGUCGGACGACAUGAUCGUGGGGGCCGAGAUGAGUUUCGACAUCACCGAGGAUCCCCGCAGUGGGAAGACGAAGGCGACCAAUGUGACCCUCACCAAUGGUGGGUCUGGUGAACGACUCGCAGGUUUGGGUCCCGGCUUUCCAGUGCCCGUGGAGAUCGUGCCCUUCUGCCACGAGCACACCAUGCGGCAGAUCGCGGCGCUGCCCGCGCUCGCCGGAUGUGAGCCGGUGCUAAGGUUGGGGAACGUCGCCAACAACCAGAAGGAUGGAGAUGAACCAGCCAUCACGGACAAUGGGAACUAUAUCGUGGACCUGAAGUGCUCAUGCCACGAUUGGCAGGACCCUGUGGCCGCUGGCGAACAGCUCAAGGCGACGGUGGGUGUGGUGGACCAUGGCCUCUUCACAGGCAUGACCACCGCUUGCAUUGUGGCUGGCUCUGAUGGCAUCAUCGUGAAGGCACCGCGCGUCCGAGAGGAUCGCCGUGAGCCGGCCGUGAUGGUCCACACGAUUUGGGAGCCCAACCCACGUGGUCAGCUAGGAGCUGAAGAUGGGAAGACGGACCGGACGGAGAGCCGAAGGGCGCGCUCGAGACGGGGGGUGAAAUUCAUCGUGGUGGAGUCCUGGGCACUGGGCACUCGGUAUCGAUGUGGUGGUGGUGCGAAAGCGGAAGACGACGAAAAGGGGAGGCCUAGGCACGACUCCGCAGCUGAGAUCUCGCCGGAAUGGCCAGAUCGGGCCGAGGGCAACACCUUCUGCCUGGAGGCCAGGAACCGCCCGACGUUUGUAGCCCUUCUCGCUCGGUUCAGCUACUCGGCCUCCAACCGCUUCGAACGCUCGCGUAGGAAGGAGAUUGUGCGCAUCUUGGGGCAUUUGCCGCUGAUCCGCGAGUUUCGGGACCAUCCCGGAGAGCGGCCGGAGCGCGGCGAGCGUGGUGAGCCGCUGACAGCUCGGCCACGGUCUAGCUACUCCACCCGGCCUCAGUCGAGCAGACCGGCGCGCCCGCAGUCCAGUGGAGGGAGAGCACAAAAAGGUCAUACCCCUACAGCGGCACCACACAGUGCCCGGUACGUGCCAAGGCCGCCGAUGUCGGCUCGCAAGCAGGCCUGGGAUGCUCCCAAGUCCGCACGAAGGCCUGAGAGUCGGCCGGAGGAGUCCAAGCAGCAGAUCCGCCGCCCUGCCACACCAAGAGAAGCAGCUCAAGAGGGUCGCCUUCGGUCUCCGUGUCCGGUGGCCUUCUUCGAGAAUCAGCAGGAGGUGGAGGAGCCCAAACUCCAAGCGCACGAAGAGAAGCCUCCAGUGCAGGAGGAAGCCUGGUAUCAGCAGGCCAUGAAGACGGCAGCAGCCUCGGCCAGGCUUGGAUUUGCCGCGAUGCCUCUUGAAGAUGAGGUUCCGGUCCGCCGAGACAGCGAAGAAGCCGCCGCGCGGACGCGGUACCUUCGGAAGCUGGCGGAGGUGGGCAUCGAUCCUGAGGGCAUGACCGCGGGUGACAUCCUACGGCUGCUGUAUGCCAGGGACAGCAGCACCACUUACAGACGAAUGAACAAGGAGGCUCAGAAGAAGCUACUCGUGAGGGUCAAGACGCCCUUGUGCAUGCGGACCGUGCUCAAGGAACGGGCAGUGCAGGAGGUCGUGGCCGCAAGGGACAAGCCUGCUGAGCAGGUCCACGAGUGUUUGGACCGCUGGGAGAUCGACACCUUGGCAGAGGUUUGCCGCAGCCUGAAAUACUUCGAUGAGGAAGCGGCAGGGCAGGUGUCAACGUACCUCCGAAGUUAUGGUGGCAGGCAGUACAUGGAGCCUUACAAGCGAAAAGCUUAUGUUAGACCACCGACCGCCUGA
Messenger RNA from Durusdinium trenchii, 1950 nucleotides. The record is from the annotation of a GenBank genome assembly. NCBI's taxonomy places the organism in Eukaryota, Dinophyceae, Suessiales, Symbiodiniaceae.